AUGCAGCCCCACGGUGCUAUCGCUUGCCUUCUGGCCUACGCUGCCGCAGCUGUCAUAGCGAAGCCUGUCGCUCAUAGCGAUGUCACGUCGGCAUUCUCGGGUGCAACGACUUCGGCCGUUAGCGCCCCCUCGCCCACCACCUUCACGGUUGGCACUAUUACCUCGGUCAUCGACGGCGCGACCACGUCCGUUAUCACUGGCGCGAUCACGUCUGUUAUCACUGGCCCUACCACGUCCAUCAUCGACGGCUCUACGACCUCAGCCAUCGUCGCGGCCCCAGUGCCUACGGCCACAACCUAUGUUGAUGGCGCGACCACCUCGGUCGUCGACGGUGCCACAACUUCGAUCAUCGUCGGCCCUACAACGUCCGUCAUUACUUGCCCGACCACCUCUAUCAUCAGUGGUGCAACGACCUCAGUCAUUGACGGCUCGACCACCUCGGCUAUCGUCGCGCAGCCUGUGCCUACUGCCACGACCUAUGCCAACGGUGCGACCACCUCGGUGAUCGACGGCUCGACCACUUCCGUCAUCAACGACGCGGCCACUUCCAUAAUCGACGGCGCGACUACAUCUGUCAUCGACGGCUCGACAACCUCCGUCCUUGUUGCACCCCAGGCGGCUACCAGCGGCUUCGCCAUCACGUCCGUCAUUGGUGCUAGCACUGUCACUUCCGCUGUCGGCGUGUCGGCCACCACAGUUGUUGUCUGA
Molecule: messenger RNA, 708 nt
Organism: Peniophora sp. CBMAI 1063
Lineage: Eukaryota; Fungi; Basidiomycota; Agaricomycetes; Russulales; Peniophoraceae
Source: the annotation of a GenBank genome assembly